CGCCUCUUAAACCCACUUCUCCGCCUUCCCCGCAUUGCAUCCUCCUCCCCACUUCCCCAUUUCAUUCAGCCCAGAAAUUUCAAAAGCAAAAACGAGAAGAAAAAAAAUCCCCUCGCAAAUCCAAUCCAAUUCAAUCGAUCCUCGAAUCACGCCGGAGGAGCAGGAAUCGGCUCGUCGUCUCCAUCCAGCGGCGGCGGCGAUGGAGGAGGACCCACUGAUACCGCUGGUGCACGUCUGGAACAACGCGGCCUUCGACGACUCUUCUUCCUCGUCCUCCGCCAACGCAUGGCUCGCGCACGCCACCCCCGUCCGCAGGGGCGAGAAGGAGAACCGCCGCCCGGAGCGCGAGGAGGAGGACGACGACGUCGAGGCCGAGAUCGGCAACAUCGAGGCGGAGAUCCUGCGGCUCUCCUCUCGCCUCCACCACCUGCGCACAUCCAGGGGGCUCGACUCCGAGACCUUCAAGCGGGACGCCGCCGCGACGAAGCUGCGGCCGCGGCCGCGGGCGAGGGGGCUCAGCCUUGGCCCCCUCGACGCCGCCUCCGCCGCUGCCAACCCUAACCUGCUCCCGCAGAAGCAGUCGCCGGUCGCCGCCCAGAAGCUGAAGCCGACCAAGCAGUUUCCGGCGGCGACGCGGGGCAGGGGGCUCAGCCUUGGCCCCCUCGACAUCGCCGCCGCAAACCCUAGGGUCCCCGCGGCUCAGCAGCAGCAGCAGAAGCAGGGUCCCGCUGCCAGCCGGAUUCUGAAGCCGAUCAAGGAGCCCCCGAUGCAGCGUCGCAGGGGCGUCAGCCUCGGCCCAUUGGAGAUUCAGCAAGGUGUCAGCAGCAAGCCUGCGGCGGCGGCGGCGGGUCGGGUCAAGCCGUUCUCCAACAAAUUGAAUGCCAUCCGAGAAGAAGGCCAGUCUUCCAGGCAAUCCACAGUCCCUACCAAGCUAUGGCCGUCGAGCAAUGCCAAGCCCACCCUGGACAGUAAGCAAGGAGUACCGGCAAGUAAAGCAAAGGCGAGGAGCGCCAGCAUGAGCCCCAGGUCGAAGAGGCAGUCCAUUGCCAAGGGUAGGGGCAUGGCGGCAUUUGGGCCUCCCAAGAUGGUUGAUGAGCUCACGCCCAAAGGUGGCAUGAAUCACAUUAGCAAUACAUCCACUUGCAAGAGGCCGUCAGGGGGUUCAAAGGUCAGGGUUGUCCCGAGCCGCUACAGCCUCAUGCCUGGCGCGUCUCUGGGACUUGGAACACAAGAGAAGCGGCGCAAGGACUCUCUCACGGGGUCGACAGGGGAUGCGAGUCAGAGGGAGGAGAUCAGAACGAUGCCUGCUGAGCCUUGCAAUGAUGAGCUAUCUCCUGAAUCAAUUGACAAGGUUGCUGAGUUGCUGCCUAGGAUCAGGACCAUGCCACCUCCUGAUGAGACUCCCCGUGACUCGGGGUGUGCCAAGCGAGUUGCUGAUUUGGCUGGGAAGCGGUCUUUCUUCACGGCGGCAGCGGGCGGCGGAGAUUCCGUUCUGUCCUACCAGGCGCGAGUCCUUGAAGUCGAAGCACCAGAGGAGGCAGCAGCUGAAGCUUUGAGCAAUGAGCAGUAGUAUGAUCUUGAUCCAUCAGCUCAGCUUGCCCUUCUUCAUGAUUGUUCAGAGUGCCUGCUUAACUUGAGCAUUUUGGUGAGGCUUUUUGCAGUGUGUUACAUAGUCUAGUAUUCCAUUCAUAUCUCAUGCUUUGUUUGCCGAUUCUUUUGUCAAGUCCUACCAGAGUGUGAAGACCUUUUAACAGGUGUAGUAUAACCUGUUACCUGUAAGUUUGUUUCUAGUUUUUGAGUAAGUGUGUGUCAUGGUGUGGUACUGAAACCUUUUGUCUGGAAUGCAAGAGGAUAUCCUGCUCCAAAGCUUGCUGAAAUGGUUCCCUUUAUAUGCAAA
This is a messenger RNA of Brachypodium distachyon (stiff brome), 1897 nucleotides long. RefSeq lists its product as uncharacterized. Lineage: Eukaryota; Viridiplantae; Streptophyta; Magnoliopsida; Poales; Poaceae. The record is from RefSeq and is a predicted model, not a curated record. The transcript has 2 exons. The coding region runs from base 200 to 1570 and encodes 456 amino acids.